This is a messenger RNA of Parnassius mnemosyne (clouded apollo), 5409 nucleotides long. Lineage: Eukaryota; Metazoa; Arthropoda; Insecta; Lepidoptera; Papilionidae. The record is from the annotation of a GenBank genome assembly.
GCGGUCUAUAACCUGUCAAAACAAACUCUGGAUGAUGCAACAAUUAGAGUAUUAUCGAAAGGUCUUAAUUUUGCUAUAACACCGAAAAAAUUACCGUACGAACAAAUUAUCUGUAGUGUCGAGGACUGUUUAUUUAAAAACAAUAUGCAAAAGGAGGAUUUGGAAGCGAUACGUCAAGACAUUUCGUCUAUGUUACGUCGAAGUUCAGCGCCUAAACCGAAUCUACCUAAAGACGAAUUCAAAGCGUUGACUAACCUACGCAAUAAACCAGAACUCACGAUUCUCCGCGCAGAUAAGGGAAAUGCCACGGUAGUUAUGGAUACGUCAGAUUAUAAUUUUAAAAUACAAGAACUUUUGUCGGAUGUAAGUACGUAUAAAAAGGUUAAAAAUGACCCAACAAAUAACACACUUAAAACAACUAGUGAUCUCAUAAAGAAACACUCCGAAAAAUUAAAUCUAGACGUAAAAUCGAUAAUACCUACGUGUGCUAAACCACCGAAGUUAUAUGGGUUACCAAAAAUACACAAGCCCAAUGCUCCACUACGUCCUAUAGUGAGCCAAAUCGAUUCACCAACUUACAGAUUGGCUCAACACUUAGCGAAUAUACUCUCACCGCUCAAAGGACAUACAAGAGCACACACAAAGGAUUCCUACCAAUUUUUCAGCGAGAUUAAAGACCUACAUCUGGCAGACAAUGAAACUAUGGUGAGUUUUGAUGUGCAGUCUCUGUUCACAUGCCUACCUGUUGAAGACUGCAUCUCGAUUGUUACUAGAAGGCUAGAGGAAAACAACAUGCCCGUAGAAUAUGCAGUAUUACUCAGACACUGCCUUACAUCUGGCUACCUAUUGUGGAAGGAGGAGUUCUACAAGCAAGUAGAUGGUGUGGCGAUGGGCUCGCCUGUAUCUCCCAUUGUUGCCGAUAUAUACAUGGAGGACUUUGAGGAGAAAGCCCUGCUUACUUCUCCCAUAAAGCCAAGAUUCUACAAGCGGUACGUAGACGACACUUUCACAAUUCUACCUUUAGAUAAAGUAACUGCAUUUUUAGACCAUCUUAACUCCUUAAAUUCUAAAAUUCAGUUCACAAUGGAGUUAGAGGCAAACAAUUCUUUAGCUUUUCUAGAUGUAUUAGUAAUUCGGAAUCCUGAUAACACCUUGAGCCACACUGUGUAUAGAAAAAAGACCCAUACAGAUAGAUAUUUAAACGGUGAUUCUCACCACCAUCCUUCACAGUUAGCUACCGUGGGUAAAUCUUUGUUUCAGAGAGCACGAGGGAUCUGUGACAGUAAACACCUGGCCGCCGAGCUCCAACACGUCAAGCAAGUUUUGCACGACAAUAAGCUUCGGGUCCCGCGCCUACGUCACAGUGAACGGGUGAAGCCGGCCACAGUCGAGCGAGUGCCUGCUGUACUGCCAUAUGUCAGAGGUGUCACUGACAAGAUUGGCUACAUCUUGAAGCGUGCUUCCAUUAAAACAUAUUUCAAGCCGCCGAAGAAGAUUAGUCAGUUUUUACCAUCAGUCAAGUGUAAUAUUCCUCUGCAAGAUGCAGGAGUGUACAAGCUGGAUUGUGAAUGUGGUCUCUCUUAUAUAGGACAAACUAAAAGAUCCGUAAAAACCCGCGUUAAAGAACACACAGCUGAUGUGAAGAAUAGACGCUCCGGGAAGUCUGCAGUCUGUGAACACGUACAAGAUCGCCCCCGUCACUACAUUAGAUUUGAUAGACCACAAAUCCUCGCUAAAGAACACCGAUUCCUUCCAAGGAUGAUUCGCGAGGCUAUUGAAAUAAAGAAACAUCCUAAUUUCAAUAGAGAAGAUGGCUGGGUGCUACCAUCUGCUUGGGAUCCCAUAAUUAAUAAAAUUAAAUCCCAACCCAAGCAUACAACUGCAAGACUUCAUGAUACUGUAAGUUCAUACUGCGUAGAUCGGAACAAAAAUUAAUAAUUUUUAAUCUGGAGGUAGCCGUGGUUAACUAUGACAUUGGGACGUCAUACACCUCAGUCCCCCCCGUGACCAUGGGUGCUGUAAAGUGCUUGAAACGUCGGGAAAGUAAAAUAAGUUAAUAUACGCGAUAAAAUCCGUAAAAUUAGUUUUAUUGAAAUGUGUAGUGUUCGCGUAAAUAUAAGAAAUCAUUAUGUGAACCAGUACGGACUGGUAAUUGCAAAUAAAAUUCGCCGAUUAGAAGAUCUCGUGACUAAGCGCGCAAGAUAUAUAACAGCAUUAAACUUUUUAAAACGCUGUCGUGAUAAUAAUAUCAUCCCUACGUGUGUCAAAAUAUCCACUAAAAAGGACAUUCGAGGAAGCGCUAAGAUCUUAAAUGAGGCAAGUAAAAAGUUGUUACGAACGGUAAUCCAACAAAAACGCUCCGAUCUACAUACCAUAAACAAAUCCAUAGACACAUCAUUCAGUGAUUUAAAGGCAGUUUUAACGACAUUUGAUUAUAAUGUUUGCAUCGAAACGUUAAAUAAACGAGAAAUUAAUAAAUAUAAUGAAUGCAAAAACAAACAUAUAAUAAAAUAUCAAAAAUUAACGACCAAAUUAAAUGUCAAACAUCUGUGUCGACGUGAGAACGAAACGCAACCGUCGACUACGAACGCGGAUCAUAGAUUAAACGCGGUCUAUAACCUGUCAAAACAAACUCUGGAUGAUGCAACAAUUAGAGUAUUAUCGAAAGGUCUUAAUUUUGCUAUAACACCGAAAAAAUUACCGUACGAACAAAUUAUCUGUAGUGUCGAGGACUGUUUAUUUAAAAACAAUAUGCAAAAGGAGGAUUUGGAAGCGAUACGUCAAGACAUUUCGUCUAUGUUACGUCGAAGUUCAGCGCCUAAACCGAAUCUACCUAAAGACGAAUUCAAAGCGUUGACUAACCUACGCAAUAAACCAGAACUCACGAUUCUCCGCGCAGAUAAGGGAAAUGCCACGGUAGUUAUGGAUACGUCAGAUUAUAAUUUUAAAAUACAAGAACUUUUGUCGGAUGUAAGUACGUAUAAAAAGGUUAAAAAUGACCCAACAAAUAACACACUUAAAACAACUAGUGAUCUCAUAAAGAAACACUCCGAAAAAUUAAAUCUAGACGUAAAAUCGAUAAUACCUACGUGUGCUAAACCACCGAAGUUAUGUGGGUUACCAAAAAUACACAAGCCCAAUGCUCCACUACGUCCUAUAGUGAGCCAAAUCGAUUCACCAACUUACAGAUUGGCUCAACACUUAGCGAAUAUACUCUCACCGCUCAAAGGACAUACAAGAGCACACACAAAGGAUUCCUACCAAUUUGUCAGCGAGAUUAAAGACCUACAUCUGGCAGACAAUGAAACUAUGGUGAGUUUUGAUGUGCAGUCUCUGUUCACAUGCCUACCUGUUGAAGACUGCAUCUCGAUUGUUACUAGAAGGCUAGAGGAAAACAACAUGCCCGUAGAAUAUGCAGUAUUACUCAGACACUGCCUUACAUCUGGCUACCUAUUGUGGAAGGAGGAGUUCUACAAGCAAGUAGAUGGUGUGGCGAUGGGCUCGCCUGUAUCUCCCAUUGUUGCCGAUAUAUACAUGGAGGACUUUGAGGAGAAAGCCCUGCUUACUUCUCCCAUAAAGCCAAGAUUCUACAAGCGGUACGUAGACGACACUUUCACAAUUCUACCUUUAGAUAAAGUAACUGCAUUUUUAGACCAUCUUAACUCCUUAAAUUCUAAAAUUCAGUUCACAAUGGAGUUAGAGGCAAACAAUUCUUUAGCUUUUCUAGAUGUAUUAGUAAUUCGGAAUCCUGAUAACACCUUGAGCCACACUGUGUAUAGAAAAAAGACCCAUACAGAUAGAUAUUUAAACGGUGAUUCUCACCACCAUCCUUCACAGUUAGCUACCGUGGGUAAAUCUUUGUUUCAGAGAGCACGAGGGAUCUGUGACAGUAAACACCUGGCCGCCGAGCUCCAACACGUCAAGCAAGUUUUGCACGACAAUAAGCUUCGGGUCCCGCGCCUACGUCACAGUGAACGAGUGAAGCCGGCCACAGUCGAGCGAGUGCCUGCUGUACUGCCAUAUGUCAGAGGUGUCACUGACAAGAUUGGCUACAUCUUGAAGCGUGCUUCCAUUAAAACAUAUUUCAAGCCGCCGAAGAAGAUUAGUCAGUUUUUACCAUCAGUCAAGUGUAAUAUUCCUCUGCAAGAUGCAGGAGUGUACAAGCUGGAUUGUGAAUGUGGUCUCUCUUAUAUAGGACAAACUAAAAGAUCCGUAAAAACCCGCGUUAAAGAACACAUAGCUGAUGUGAAGAAUAGACGCUCCGGGAAGUCUGCAGUCUGUGAACACGUACAAGAUCGCCCCCGUCACUACAUUAGAUUUGAUAGACCACAAAUCCUCGCUAAAGAACACCGAUUCCUUCCAAGGAUGAUUCGCGAGGCUAUUGAAAUAAAGAAACAUCCUAAUUUCAAUAGAGAAGAUGGCUGGGUGCUACCAUCUGCUUGGGAUCCCAUAAUUAAUAAAAUUAAAUCCCAACCCAAGCAUACAACUGCAAGACUUCAUGAUACUUUACAGGUCGUAUUGGGCACUGGACUUCAAAGAUCCUUGGAAUUUCCCGAACAUUGCAAUGGAAAAGCAGCCGAUUCUAGUCUUCUCACCCCAACAGCGUUAACCAGAUGGCUCACUUUAUGUUGGAGAUUUCAAUUUAAUUCGCCGAAUUACUCCUGAAGGCGUUGUUAGUAUUGUAUUACCAUUAGAGUAAGUUUCUUAAACAUAUUUUGUAUCUCAAUAUGCAUUUGUUAUAAAUGUGUAAUGUAAAAAGACUAAUUAAUAAUAAUCCCUUUUUGAAAUAUAUAAAUUAUUUAGAGUACAUGUGUACGCAGUGAAGCAACGCGAGGGACUAAUUGUUUCACAACCAUCUCAGAAAUGGAUGAGGUCUGUGCGCAGCAGUUGAACGAACCUAUAAAAUACAUAAUACAGUUAAUUCUCAUAAUAGUUGCUAUGCAAUAUGCAUAAAAUAUUUAACGCAAUACCCAAAUACAUAAAAUUACAAUCAAUGAAGCACUUCAGGAACGAUAUAAGAAGUAGCUAAUUAAUAAUGCUCUUCUAUUCGGUUAGUGAGUUGUUGGAACAAAUAUGUCUUUAAACUUUGACGAAAGAAAUUUAUAUAAUAAAAUGUCGACAGUUGUAUAUUAUAAUGUGACAUAAAAUCAUAGAUAUUAAUGCUAUUAUAGUGUAAAAGUAAUUAUUUUCUUUUUUAUUGCUUCGUAAGUUCACUUUCUUGUUUUUAGUUAAUUACUAUGCAAUGUUGUAAAAAAAAUCUGUAUUUUUAUAAUCUAGUAAUUUUUAAAGUAAUUUUUAGUUUAGUUAUUCAAUAAUUUUGUACAAUGGAAAUUUUACAUGUUUGUACUAUAUAACAAUUUAAAAUGCACAAAUUAUGCAAAUAAUGAAUAAACAGGUUGUAAUUUCUCU